AUGAUGGCUUCUAUUGGCGAUGUAGAACUAGAGACCACCACUACAUUUGCUAGUCUUUCUCCAAAGUGGCAGAAAACAGACGAUCGCUACCCACCAGAGGGUACACCGCAAGCCAAUGCCGCAAAGGUCAAUCAUUUGCACCCACAACAAUAUGUGGACACACCCGCGCGCGGUCGCAAAUCUUCAACCGCCAAAUCAAAUAAAUUAAAUGCCGCAACCGGCGCUGCUACCGCCACAGCAGCCGCUUCAUCGCCCCGUCAAGCCACAGCGACUGUGACCGCAGCCAAUUCGGCUUUAAGUCCAUCAGCGCAAUCGGCCGCCACUGUUGUGCCGCAUCAAUCGCCCAAUACGAAUACCACCCAGAAUAAUACACUUCUAGGUGCUAAUCAGCAGCAGCAACAACAACAAUUGAAUACGCUGCAGCAACAUCAAUCGCAGCAGCAUUUGCAACUUCAGCAACAUAAUCAACAACACGUGCAGCAGGUGCAGUCCGGCCAACAAUUACAACAGCAACAUCAGCAGCACUGA
Anastrepha ludens (Mexican fruit fly) is the source of this 528-nucleotide messenger RNA. RefSeq lists its product as uncharacterized. Lineage: Eukaryota; Metazoa; Arthropoda; Insecta; Diptera; Tephritidae. The transcript is spliced from 4 exons. The record is from RefSeq and is a predicted model, not a curated record. The coding region runs from base 1 to 528 and encodes 175 amino acids.